GAAUGCACAAAUCCAACCAUCUUAUGCUGUUUAGUUAUUCACUUUUGUCUUUUCAAAACUCUUAUGCUUUGUGUAAAAAGUGCAACAAGGUUAUAAAAGGUAAUUUACGUGUAUUUUUGAGUAGACAAAAGAAGAAGGAGUCUUUCAGAGCGGUGUUUUUGGCAGCUAAUACCAAAGACUUGUCUCCCGUAGCUCCGGUGCAGACCCAAGCUUGGAGUGAAAGUGAAACUACUAAAGUACACAAGAAAAUUGUCCUUUUAGGCUCUACUGGUUCUAUUGGAACACAAACUUUGGAAAUUGUGGAUGCUUGUUCAGAAAAUUUCCAAGUGGUGGGUCUGGCUUGUGGAGGCUCACGUUUGGAUCAGUUUGUGUCUCAGAUUCGUAAAUAUCGGCCGAAGAUUGUUGCAGUAUUUGAUACUACCCAAUUACAAAGGCUGCAUACUUUGUUAAAGGACUUGGACUAUGAUUGUCAAAUAGGUGGUGGUGAACAAGGCUUGGUUGAUUGUGCUUGCUUCCCAGAAAGUGACUUGGUUGUGACUGGAAUUGUGGGUUGUGCUGGUCUUAUUCCAACAGUGGCUGCCAUAAAAGCAGGAAAGGACAUUUGUUUGGCAAAUAAAGAGACUUUGAUAGCUGGAGGUCCUGUAAUUGCUCCUUUGGUGGAAAAACACCGAGUCAAUGUCUUACCUGCAGAUUCGGAGCACUCUGCAAUUUUCCAAUGCUUGCAAGGAGUACCAAGUGGUGCCCUAUCCAAGAUCAUUUUGACUGCAUCAGGUGGAGCAUUUCGAGACACACCAUUAGAAGACUUACAUUACGUUACUCUAAACGAUGCUUUGAAACAUCCCAAUUGGACUAUGGGAGCUAAGAUAACUAUCGAUUCCGCCACUUUAAUGAACAAAGGAUUAGAAGUUAUUGAAGCGCAUUUCCUAUUCGGUACAGCAUACGACAAUAUUCAAGUAGUCAUUCACCCUCAAAGUAUUGUUCAUUCGAUGAUAGAGUUAUGUGAUACUUCUGUAAUUGCACAAAUGGGAUGGCCGGAUAUGCGUCUUCCUUUAUUAUAUGCGAUGAGCUGGCCACAUCGUCUCUUUCUGCCUUACUCUUCUCUUGACUUGGUUAAAGUAGGCACACUCUCUUUUAAGGAACCUGACAGAAACAAAUAUCCUUGUCUAGAUUUGGCUUAUGAAGCAGGGAAGAGAGGUGGAACAAUGCCUGCAGUAUUGAAUGCUGCAAAUGAAGAAGCUGUCUUCAGAUUUAGAAACAAUGAAAUCAGUUAUCUUGAAAUAGCAAAAGUUAUUGAACAUACAAUGAGUCAUCAUGAGACUGGACUAUUCGUUGAGCGUCCCUCAUUGGACGAUAUAUUAUACGCAGAUCAAUGGGCACGCAAAACUGCUCGAGACUUUUCUCCAAAGCUUCAUUUCAUGAAACAUUCCGCCGUUGCUUAAUAUGGAUAAUUUUUUUUUCAAA
Molecule: messenger RNA, 1461 nt
Organism: Galdieria sulphuraria
Lineage: Eukaryota; Rhodophyta; Bangiophyceae; Galdieriales; Galdieriaceae
Product: 1-deoxy-D-xylulose-5-phosphate reductoisomerase
Exons: 2
Coding region: 3-1439 (478 amino acids)
Biological process (GO): isoprenoid biosynthetic process
Molecular function (GO): 1-deoxy-D-xylulose-5-phosphate reductoisomerase activity; manganese ion binding; protein binding
Source: RefSeq, a predicted model, not a curated record